Molecule: messenger RNA, 390 nt
Organism: Arabis nemorensis
Lineage: Eukaryota; Viridiplantae; Streptophyta; Magnoliopsida; Brassicales; Brassicaceae
Source: the annotation of a GenBank genome assembly
AUGGCUCCGAUGAAGAAAGGAAAGAAGGUUAAUUCGGAUGUAUCAACGACGGCGAAACACAUAGCCGGUGAUACUUCGAGUUAUCCGUCGUGUUUGCGACUUGUUUCACCUUCCUCUGUCGCCAUCACCAUUCACGCGAAGCCUGGUUCCAAAUCCGCUUCCAUUACCGAUGUGAGCGACGAAGCUGUAGGUGUUCAGAUCGAUGCUCCGGCGAGAGAUGGUGAGGCUAACGCGGCUCUUCUAGAGUACAUGAGCUCUGUAUUGGGGUUGAAAAGAAGACAAGUUUCAUUAGGUUCAGGAUCUAAGUCUCGAGAUAAAGUUGUGAUUGUCGAGGAUAUGACCCAACAAAGCGUUUUUCAAGCUUUGUCCGCAGCAUCAAAGCCUACCUAA